This is a messenger RNA of Purpureocillium lilacinum, 381 nucleotides long. RefSeq lists its product as uncharacterized. NCBI's taxonomy places the organism in Eukaryota, Fungi, Ascomycota, Sordariomycetes, Hypocreales, Ophiocordycipitaceae. The record is from RefSeq and is a predicted model, not a curated record.
AUGGAAGACGACGACAGCGGCGGCAUCCUCGACAUCGAGCUCUCGGACACUGAAGACGUCACCGAGAAGCAGGCCAACCGCACUGGCCAGUCAGAGGCCGAGUUCCAGGCCGUCAAGGCCGACUACAAGGCCAAGGUGGAAAACGGCGAUAUAUUCAAGACCAUCAGUCUGCCUCUGCCCCCUGGGGCCGGCAAGAUGGCUCUCCAGCAGGUUGUCCACGCCAUCGAGGAGCUCUACUACUUCCGUCGCUACCAAGAAGCCCUCGACUUCAUCAAGACACUGCACGAUGACGGCAGUCGGAGGGCCUUUGACCAGGACACGCGCAACCUUGUUGACACCUACGAGGCAAGGUGUUACCGAAAGCUGAAUCCAUCAAGUUGA